AUGGGCCUUUGUGAACGAAGAAAAACACUUGGGAUUCUGUGCCUAGUGGUGCUUUGUUUGUUUGACUGCUCUACGGCGCAGAUAUCGUACUCCAUAUCCGAGGAGAUGAAUAAAGGUACUUUUGUGGGAAAUUUGGCGAAGGAUUUAAAUAUUAACGUUCAAGAACUGGACUCGAGAGGAUUAAGAAUUACAUCUGACCUGAGUAAGAGUUAUUUCGAUGUGAAUUAUAAAACUGGGGCUCUCUUUGUGAAUGACAGGAUAGACAGAGAGGAGCUUUGUUCGAAUAUAGCCAAGUGCUCUUUAAAUAUUGAGACUAUACUUAACAAUCCGUUGAGCCUCCACAGAGUUGAAGUGAAUAUUGUAGAUAUAAAUGAUAACGCACCGUCUUUUCUCGAGAAAAAACAUACGUUCAAUAUUACCGAAUCAGCCUACGUAGGCGAGAGAUACCUUUUACCAGUAGCCUAUGACGCAGACAUAGGUCUUAACACGGUUAAAACCUACAAGCUUACUCCAAACGAAUAUUUCUCUGUGGAUGUACAGAGUGGUGGAGAGCAAAGUGUAUCUGGUGAGUUAGUGCUGCAGAAAACAUUAGACAGAGAGAAACAAGCUGUUAUCCAACUCACACUAACUGCCGUAGAUGGGGGAAAGCCUCCCAGAUCUGGGACAAUGCUGGUUAUUGUUAAUGUGAUCGAUGUGAAUGAUAACACUCCAUCUUUCAAUAAACCGCUUUAUAAAGUCCGGGUUCCUGAGAAUGCACCGCUUGGCACGAAAUUAAUCAAACUUAACGCCACAGAUCUCGACGAGGGAGUGAACGGUGAGAUUGUUUUUUCCUUUAUAGGCCGAGGGAAUUCAGUCCCUUCAGAUAUGUUUGUCAUCGAUUCAGUGACCGGUGAAAUAACGUUGAAAGGUGGUUUGGAUUAUGAAGAAAACAAUGCUUUUGAAAUCCGCGUGCAGGCAACAGAUCAGGGACAUUCGCCCCGUAGCACUCACUGUAAAGUCUUGGUCGAGGUAACAGAUGUAAAUGACAACGCUCCACAAAUCUCAGUGACAUCACUCCUGAACCCAGUAAAAGAGGACUGUGCUAUUGGAACAGUGGUUGCCCUAAUAACUGUUACAGAUAAAGAUGGCGGUAAAAACGGAAUCGCAAAGAUAGAUAUUUCAGAUUCAGUGCAGUUUAAAUUAAAAUCCUCAUAUAAAAAUUAUUAUUCUUUAUUGGUGAAUGGUCCAUUAGACAGAGAAAGUAUUUCUCAAUAUGACGUCAUAAUCACAGCUAUUGACGAAGGGAUUCCACCUCUCUCCAGUACCAGUGUUAUUUCUGUGCAAAUUUCGGAUGUGAAUGACAACGCACCGCGCUUUACAGAGCCUGCCAUCGAUAUUUAUGUGAAGGAGAACAGUCAGGUUGGAGCUGUUAUUUAUACAGUAUCUGCUUUCGAUCCUGAUGUUGGAGAUAAUGCAAAAAUAUAUUACUCUGUUAUCGAUAGCUCAUUCAAAAGCACCCCAGUCACGAAAUUUGUGAGUAUAAACUCUGACAGUGGAGAAAUACACAGUCUCCAGUCUUUUAAUUAUGAGGAUAUGAAAACUUUUGACUUCAAAGUUCAGGCCACAGAUUCUGGAGUUCCUCCACUGAGCGGCAACGUGACAGUAAACGUUUUUAUCCUGGAUGAGAAUGACAACAGACCCGAGACUCUCCCUCCCUAUGAACACAGCUCCAUUAACACCGAGACCAUUCCCUAUUCUGCUGAGGCAGGCUACUUUGUAGCGAAGAUCAGGGCUGUAGACGCGGACGCUGGUUAUAACGCGCUGCUUUCUUAUCACAUCUCGGAGCCGAAAGGAAACAGUCUGUUCCGAAUCGGAUCCGGCAACGGAGAAAUCAGGACUAAAAGGCGAAUGAGUGACAAUGAUCUUAAAACUCACCCAUUGAUAAUUUUGGUUUGCGAUAAUGGAGAGCCCUCACUUUCAACAACUGUGUCUAUUGAUGUUGUGGUUGUUGAAAACAAGGAUGACAUUCAGACUCCAUUCAGACAUGUGCCGACGACGGAGGAAGGUUUUUCUGAUUUAAAUCUGUAUUUGCUGAUCGCCAUUGUGUCAGUGUCCGUGAUCUUUUUACUGAGCCUCAUUAGUCUCAUGGCUGUAAAAUGCCGCAGGACAGACAGCAGCUUUAGCAGGUACAGCGCCCCGGUGAUCACCACACACCCCGAUGGGAGUUGGUCUUACUCCAAAUCGACUCAGCAAUAUGAUGUGUGUUUUAGCUCAGACACACUGAAGAGUGACGUAGUGGUUUUCCCAGCACCAUUUCCGCCUACAGAUGCAGAACUGAUCAGUAUUAAUGAAGGGGACACUUUUACCCGGACACAAACACUCCCUAACAAAGAGAAGGUAAGACAUUCUUCGUUUAGUCCUCAGACAACAGUUCGUAAAUACCAAGAGAACGUUUAUUUCAGCUGUGACAAUCCAUUUUGCCCUUUGCAGAUUGGAUUACACUACAUUUGA
Molecule: messenger RNA, 2490 nt
Organism: Chanos chanos (milkfish)
Lineage: Eukaryota; Metazoa; Chordata; Actinopteri; Gonorynchiformes; Chanidae
Product: protocadherin alpha-2-like
Exons: 1
Coding region: 1-2490 (829 amino acids)
Biological process (GO): homophilic cell-cell adhesion
Cellular component (GO): plasma membrane
Molecular function (GO): calcium ion binding
Source: RefSeq, a predicted model, not a curated record